UGUAAAUUAAUUUAAUAAUUUAAGAUAACUAAUCUCUCAAUGUAGACUUAUGGUUGUAGAUUAAUUUAAAAAGUAUUAGAGCUAUAUCCAUUAGAAAUAACUUAAGGAAUUUUAGAUAAGUUAAUUUCUUUCGCAUAUUAAUUAUGUUAUCAGGAAUUCGGAAAUUAUAUUAUUUAAUUCCUUUUAAAGAGAGGACCAUAAAAGGAAAAAUUAAUAAUUUGCCAAAUUAUAAAAGAAAAUUUCGAAUAAUUAAGUAUUAAUAAGUUUGGUAGCAAUACUGUUGAAAAAUACAUUGAUCUUAUGGGGCCUUCAUAAAUAAUAAGGAACCUUUGUAAUAAAUAAACCGAUUAGUACAACUUCAAUAAUUUAUAAUUUUAGAUAUAUAUUUUUUAACCUUUCUAUCCAUCCUUAUGGAAAUUAUGUUAUAAAAAAAGUUCUAAUCAGCGGAGAUCCAUCAGUUGAAUUGUUGAAAAAUUUAUUGAAACAGCAUCCAGAUCUUAUUUAAUAAAUUAAAAGCUCAGAAUUCGGAUAAAGAGUUGGUUUAAUUUUGGAUACUGUGUGAGUACCA
Molecule: messenger RNA, 568 nt
Organism: Paramecium sonneborni
Lineage: Eukaryota; Ciliophora; Oligohymenophorea; Peniculida; Parameciidae
Source: the annotation of a GenBank genome assembly